Messenger RNA from Racocetra persica, 198 nucleotides. NCBI's taxonomy places the organism in Eukaryota, Fungi, Glomeromycota, Glomeromycetes, Diversisporales, Gigasporaceae. The record is from the annotation of a GenBank genome assembly.
AUGUCACUUGGUGUAAAAUGCUAUGGAUUGACUAAAUCUUCUGAAAAUUUAGAAUAUAUGAUAAUUUUAAAAUACAUGAAAAGUGGAGACCUAAAUUCUUUCAUAUUUGAUGAAAAUAAUAAAUUUUGCUGGAAAGAAAUAUACUCGUUGCUUCAACAAGUACUCAAAGAACUUACUCUUAUUCACAAUUCUAAAAUG